Messenger RNA from Candoia aspera, 5719 nucleotides. RefSeq names its product diaphanous related formin 1 (gene DIAPH1). The record is from RefSeq and is a predicted model, not a curated record. Gene Ontology annotation, biological process: actin cytoskeleton organization; actin filament polymerization. Gene Ontology annotation, molecular function: small GTPase binding; actin binding. Gene Ontology annotation, cellular component: actin filament. The coding region runs from base 207 to 4013 and encodes 1268 amino acids. NCBI's taxonomy places the organism in Eukaryota, Metazoa, Chordata, Lepidosauria, Squamata, Candoiidae. The transcript is spliced from 27 exons.
GCCGUACAUUCCGAACGACAAGGAAGCGGCGGCUCCAGUGGGCCGGCGCAGCGGUUCACAGUGGAGCCGACCGUUGGUGAACGAGUCCUGCUGCGAGCGCCGGUGUCCGAAUAGCGCGGCACCUUCUGCUGUAGCCGCUAUUGCGCUGCUGGUUCUGCUCGCUAAAGUUGAGGUCUACGGGCGCGGGCCUUGCCCAGUCGAGCGCAAUGGAGAGCGGCGGGAGCGGAGCCGGGUCCGGGUCCGGGUCCGCGCGCGGAGCCGGCCGAGAGAAGAAGAAGGGCAAGAGCGCUGACGAAUCUUCAGUAGCUGCGGUAGCAGGAGAGCCAGGUGGAGGCGGCGGCGGCGGCGGCGGCAAACCGCGGAAAUUCAAUUUGAAGCGUGUAAUGGCAGAUGAGCUUGAGAGAUUCACCAGUAUGAGGAUAAAGAAGGAGAAAGAAAAACCCAGUACAACAUAUAGGAAUUCGUCUGCUUCAUACUCAGAUAUUUCUGGGUCAGGUCAGACAUUGCAGGCUAUUCCUGAUGAAGAUGUGCUGGUUCUCUUUGAGCAGAUGCUGGUGGAUAUGAAUCUGAAUGAGGAAAAGCAGCAGCCUCUAAGGGAGAAGGACAUUAGUAUAAAGAGAGAAAUGGUGUCCCAGUACCUGCAUACUUCCAAAGCUGGCAUGAGUCAAAAGGAGAGCUCGAAAUCUCCUAUUAUGUACAUUCAGGAACUAAAGUCUGGUCUUAAAGAUGCACAGCUCCUUGGAUGUUUGGAAUCUCUGCGUGUGUCCCUCAAUAACAAUCCUGUCAGCUGGGUGCAAAAUUUUGGAGCUGAGGGACUGAAUUCCCUGCUGGACAUACUGAAAGGUCUUCAUGAUGAGAAGGAUGAAUUUUCUGGGUCAUAUGACUUCAGGAUCGAACAUGAGAUUAUUAGGUGCUUAAAAGCUUUUAUGAACAACAAAUUUGGAAUUAAGACAAUGCUUGAAACAGAUGAGGGGAUUCUACUUUUGGCAAAAGCAGUUGACCCUAAAGUCCCUACGAUGAUGAUUGAUGCUAUCAAGCUACUCUCUGCACUCUGCAUCCUACCCCAGCCUGUGGAUAUGCAUGAGCAAGUUUUGGGGGCAUUGACAGAACGAGCAGAAAUGGAUGAAGUAGAACGAUUUAAACCCAUUGUGGAUGGCCUGAAAAGUGGCACUUCGGUUGCAUUAAAGGUAGCUUGUCUACAGUUGAUCAAUGCUCUAAUCAUUCCAUCAGAUGAACUUGACUUCAGGGUGCACAUCCGCAGUGAAUUAUUGCGUUCUGGAUUACAGCAAAUCCUCAAGGAACUGCAUGCUCAAGACAAUGAAGAGCUGAAACUGCAGCUGCAGGUAUUUGAAGAAUAUGUUGAAGAAGAUUCUGCAGAACUCAGAGGCCGCUUGGAGGACAUUCGUAUAGAAAUGGAUGAUUUCAACGAAGUCUUCCAGAUUCUCCUCAAUACAGUAAAGGAUUCUAAGGCAGAGCAACAUUUCCUCUCAAUUUUGCAGCACUUCCUGCUAAUCCGCAAUGACUAUGAGGCCAGGCCUCAAUAUUUUAAACUAAUUGAUGAGUGCAUUUCACAGAUAGUCCUGUACAGGAAUGGGGCUGACCCAGACUUCAAGCGCAAACACCUUGACUUUAAUGUUGAGGCCUUAAUAGAUAACAUGAUUGAUCAAACUAAGGUGGCAAAAAGUGAAGCUAAAGCACUGGAAUUGGAGAAGAAGCUGGAAUCUGAGUUGACUGCACGUCAUGAAUUACAAGUUGAAAUGAAGAAGAAGGAAAGCGAUUUUGAGGAAAACAUUCAGAAUUUACUUCAGGAGAAAGAAACAAUGGCAGCUGAGAAACAGCAUAUUACCUCUGAGAAGCAAAACCUAGAAAUUAAUAGCUCUUUGCUGAGUGAUGAGAUUGCUCUACUGACCAAAGAACUUGAAGAUACUAAGAAGAAAAUGGAGCAACUCACUUCAUCUAUGGGAUUCUCACCACAGCAACCAUUACCUAGUGGGGCAGAAAGUCACCAGACCACUUCAUCCCUUUCUCCACAAACUGUUUUUCCCCCUCCCCCUCCCCCUCUGCCUGGGAUGUCGGGGCCACCCCCUCCUCCUCCCCCUCCCCCUCUGCCCGGGAUGUCGGGGCCACCCCCUCCCCCUCCCCCUCCCCCUCUGCCUGGGAUGUCAGGGCCACCCCCUCCUCCUCCCCCUCUGCCCGGGAUGUCAGGGCCCCCCCCUCCUCCUCCCCCUCCCCCUCUGCCAGGGAUGUCAGGGCCGCCCCCUCCUCCUCCCCCUCCCCCUCUGCCUGGGAUGUCGGGGCCGCCCCCUCCCCCUCCCCCUUUGCCCGGGAUGUCGGGGCCACCCCCUCCUCCUCCCCCUCCCCCUCUGCCCGGGAUGUCGGGGCUGCCCCCUCCUCCUCCCCCCCCUCUGUUUGGGGUAUCAGGACCACCACCUCCUCCCAGUCUAUCUGGCUUUGGAAGUAUGGCAGCACCUGCUCUUCCAUUUGGAUUGGCUCCUAAGAAGCUUUAUAAACCAGAAGUUCAACUUAGGAGAACUAACUGGUCCAAGAUUACAGCGCAGGAACUAUCUGAAGGCUGUUUCUGGAUGAAAGCUAAGGAGGAUCGUUAUGAGAAUGACGAUCUUUUUGCCAAGCUAACUCUAAGAUUCUCAACUGCACAGACCAAAUCAAAAAAACAACAGGAGAGUGGGGAGGAAAAGGGCCAGUCUAAGAAGAAAGUCAAGGAGCUGAGAGUGCUGGAUUCAAAGAAUGCUCAGAACCUUUCAAUUUUUUUGGGCUCCUUCCGUAUGCCUUAUGAGGAAAUCAAGAAUGCCAUCUUGGAGGUGAAUGAAGCGGUACUGACGGAAUCCAUGGUGCAGAAUCUGAUUAAGUUAAUGCCUGAACCAGACAAAUUGAAGAUGAUAGCAGGACUGAAAGAAGAAUAUAAUGAACUAGCUGAGCCUGAGCAAUUUGGAAUUGUGAUUAGUUCAGUUUCCCGUCUGCCAUCCCGACUCAAUGCUAUCCUCUUCAAGCUUCAGUUUAAUGAACAGGUGGAAAACAUAAAGCCAGAGAUUGUUGCUGUUACAGCAGCCUGUGAGGAGCUUCGCAAUAGUGAGAACUUCGGCAGUCUUCUCUCCAUUAUCCUCCUUGUGGGCAACUAUAUGAAUUCUGGCUCCAUGAAUGCUGGUGCCUUUGGAUUUAACAUUAGUUUCCUUUGCAAGCUUCGUGACACAAAGUCAGCUGAUCAGAAGUUGACCUUGCUUCACUUCUUGGCAGAAACAUGUGAAUUGCAAUAUCCUGAUAUCCUGAAUUUUCCUGAUGAACUCAUCCAUGUGGAGAAAGCUUGUCAAGUUUCUGCUGAAAUUUUGCGGAAAAAUCUGGACCAGAUGAAUAAACAGAUCUCAGAUCUACAGCGUGAUGUUAACAAUUUCCCCAGUAGUUCAGAAGAGAAGGACAGAUUUGUGGAGAAAAUGACCAGCUUUGUUAAAGAAGCCCAAGAACAGUAUGAGAAGCUACGAAUGAUGCAUGCAAAUAUGGAAAACCUUUAUAAGGAAUUAGGACAAUAUUUCCUGUUUGACACCAAUAAGAUAUCCAUUGAGGAGUUCUUUACAAAUCUGCGCAAUUUCAAAAAUAUGUUUGUGCAAGCUGUGAAGGAGAACCAGAAAAGGCGUGAGAUGGAGGAGAAGAUGCGCAGAGCUAAAUUAGCAAAAGAAAAAGCAGAGAAGGAGCGUCAAGAGAAACAAAAGAAGAGAGAACAACUGAUUGAUAUGAAUGCAGAAGGUGAUGAAACAGGAGUUAUGGACAGUCUACUAGAAGCCUUACAAUCGGGUGCAGCCUUCCGUAGGAAAAGGGGACCACGCCAAGGAAACAGAAAUGUUGGCUGUGCAGUCUCAUCAUUACUAGCUUCAGAGUUGAUCAAGGAAGAUGCUCUUGGUGCAAAAAAAUUAUGCAGAGGGCUGAAAAAGGAUGAGGAUGUCGAAGUCAUUGAAGAAACUCUUGAUGAAACCACUAAGGGGGCAAGCAGUCGUCAAAACUAGAGCUGGGUGACAGCUAGGACCAGUGCCUUUGGCAUGAAAUCUGUUUUACAAAGGAGUUGAAACAACACUGAGUCACUUUGCAGUUUUUCCUUUCACACUUAUGUACAUGGGAUGAAGAGGCAAAUAAUUUAAUCACUUCAGCCUGUCCCUUUCUAGGGCUGUUUUGCAAGAUCUUUGAAUCUGUGAUCAUAUAAUCUUGAAUUUGCCACCUGCCUCCUCCUUGUCUCAGAAUCAGAAGUGCAAAGCUUUUUGCUGACUUAGUAGCAUGCUUGGAGCAAAGGUGGGAGUUUGUGCUGUAUUUAUCUCUUUCCCUGCAGGCAGGAGGGCAAUACAUUCCCAGGAAGAAAGAUACAGCACAGAUGAGAGGCUAAAGGCCAGAAUUUGAUCUGCCCAUGUAUCCUGCUGUAUUGAUGUUGCCAAAGCAGGAAUGCAACAAACUGCCUUAAUUAUGACUUUUUAAAAUAACUGAUUGGGCAAACUGGUCCACAUCCCAAGAGAAUUUUUUUUCUCAAAAGCCUCCUCUUCAUUAGUGCUAACAGGAUGAACUGAUCCCUUCAAUUAUAGGAGGGAGAAUUAUGGAUAUCUUAGCUAGAUUUGUCUUUCUCCCAAGUACUGUGCAUCUUCUUUUCUCACUUGCUAUCUAAUGCUGGAGAAGGAAAUGACUCCGAGGUCAUUAUACCACUGUGGUUGACAGGGUUCUGUGUAAGCAUUGCGGAGAAUUUUCUCCUUGGAUUGAGAUCAUUUUGCUGCUCUGCUCUGCUGCUAUUCCCCUUUUUGAUACAAACUCUUACUAUUGAAGUGGUAAUAUCAAUGACUUAUCAAGAAAGAAAGUAUGGAUAGUUUGCUGCUGCUGCAUCUAUCCCUGCAUGCUUUUGAACUAAGAUUAAUAAAGUGAUUUACUUAGCCUUGGAAAGGGAUGUUAAGCCCUCCUUAGUUUGAGUGAAAAUACUCACUGCAACUCCAAAGGAAUGAAGCUGGAAUUGUGUUUCCUCACUGAAUACUCUUCAUGGAAGACUGACUAGUAGAAGUAUGCAUAUAUUUAAUCUUCUGUGGCAAAGUCCUUUGUAUAAUAUAGCACAUGGUUUGGAAUAUGCCACAUAAGCUUCACAUAAAUUAAAGCUUGCUUGCUUUGGAGGCUGAUAUGUAAAUCAAUGUAUCUUAAUUGCUAUACAGUGGCAGAAGAGGGCUGGAGCCCUCUGUCCUGUAAGGCCACUUUGCCAGUACAACUAUUUUUCUAUGAAAUUUGUUUUACAGGGAACUUCAGUGAAGAUAAAAGGGAAAAAAAAUAUAUGCAUACUGCUAAAGCUAUUCAUGUAUUCUCCAGUAUUCUUUCAGGGAGUAGGUCAGGGCAACCAAUCACUAUAUCCCAAUAGACUUUCUCCCAUAACGUGUGUGUGGCAGAAAGACAAACUUUAACAUUGGCUGAUUGUCAGCAUUCAUGUUGGAAUGAAUAUGAUGGAUCUCAGAUGUGUGUUAUGAACAUCUGAAAACUUGCAGGACAAAUCAUUGGAUGCUGGCAGCUGUUUAAUGUGAUUAAUACCAUUCCUUAUAUCCAAAAAUUGAGGAAAUGUAUUUUCAUACAAUUCAUCUGGGAUUGCCAACAAUCACAUGAAUACUUUCUCUACUCAUCUUCGCUUUACCCCCAUAGCUAUAAUGCAUAUUCUUAUAUUGUCAUCUUUUUUGAUAAAUCUGGAAAGCUCACUGAA